This is a messenger RNA of Eruca vesicaria subsp. sativa (arugula), 546 nucleotides long. Lineage: Eukaryota; Viridiplantae; Streptophyta; Magnoliopsida; Brassicales; Brassicaceae. The record is from the annotation of a GenBank genome assembly.
AAGUCAAAGCUCCAAAAAAAGGUUUCUUCCUUCUUUCGAUGGCUUGAUCAUCUCUUUCCAGAUCUGUACGUUCUAGCAGCAAUGGAGAAUCUACCUCCUCCUGGUUAUCGUCCCAAUGUUGGUGUUUGUCUAAUCAAUUCUGAUAAUUUGGUAUUUGUAGCUUCAAGAUUGAAUGUUCCUGGAGCAUGGCAAAUGCCACAGGGAGGCAUUGAAGACGGAGAGGAUCCAAAGUCAGCAGCCAUGAGAGAGUUGCAAGAAGAAACUGGAGUCGUUUCAGCUGCAAUCAUCGCUGAGUUAACCGUCUCUGGGGUGGUGAAUGGCAUGGUCAAGCGCAGAAAUGACGACGAGGACGAAAGAGAGAUCAAUCUAGCGAACAACGAAGCAGCGGAUUCAGAGUUUACGGAGUGGAAAUGGACGAGACCGGUAGAAGUGGUAAAGCAAGCAGUUGAUUACAAAAGGCCAACUUACGAACAAGUCAUCAAGACUUUUGGUUCUCGCUUGAAUGAUACAGGGAGAGCUGCUAAAUGUAAAUCAGCAAAAUGGUAA